AUGGAUAGUCUGUGUUGUUUCAGUGCUUCUUGCUGUCAGGUGGCAGGAGGAAAUUCGACUACCUCUGGAAAGGGAAGUAGCUCCAGAGGGCAUGUUAAGUAUGGAUUUAGUUUAGUGAAGGGAAAAGCAAAUCAUCCAAUGGAGGAUUACCAUGUUGCUAAAUUUGUCCAAUUCCAAGGUCGUGAGCUGGGGCUUUUCGCCAUAUACGAUGGCCAUCUUGGAGAUAGUGUGCCAGCUUACUUGCAAAAGCAUUUAUUUUCAAAUAUACUAGAGGAGGAAGACUUUCUGAGAGACCCGAGCCGGGCUAUUGCCAAAGCAUACGAGACGACUGACCAAGCAAUCCUCUCCCACAGCCGUGACUUGGGCCGAGGUGGGUCCACAGCUGUGACCGCCAUUCUCAUAAACGCCCGCCAUUUGUGGGUGGCCAACGUUGGGGACUCGCGGGCCGUGCUUUCCAAAAGGGGCCAGGCUAUAGAAAUGACGGUUGACCACGAGCCCAAUACCGAGAGAGGUAGCAUUGAAGACAGAGGUGGAUUUGUCUCAAAUUUGCCAGGGGACGUUGCAAGAGUGAACGGGCAAUUGGCGGUCUCGCGUGCCUUUGGUGAUAAGAACUUGAAGACACACUUGUCCUCCGAGCCUGACAUGACCAAUGCCGAGAUCGAUACCGACACUGAUCUUCUUAUUCUAGCUAGUGAUGGUUUAUGGAAGGUGAUGUCUAGUCAGGAGGCUGUUGAUUUUGUGAAGAAGACGAGGGAUCCACACAAGGCAGCCAACCAACUGGUGAUCGAGGCAUUGAACAGAGACAGCAAGGAUGAUAUCUCUUGCAUAGUCGUACGUUUCUGA
Molecule: messenger RNA, 843 nt
Organism: Striga hermonthica
Lineage: Eukaryota; Viridiplantae; Streptophyta; Magnoliopsida; Lamiales; Orobanchaceae
Source: the annotation of a GenBank genome assembly